Coccinella septempunctata (seven-spotted ladybird) is the source of this 969-nucleotide messenger RNA. RefSeq lists its product as uncharacterized. Gene Ontology annotation, molecular function: nucleic acid binding. The record is from RefSeq and is a predicted model, not a curated record. NCBI's taxonomy places the organism in Eukaryota, Metazoa, Arthropoda, Insecta, Coleoptera, Coccinellidae. Bases 127 to 813 code for a protein of 228 amino acids. The transcript has 2 exons.
CCUGACUCGGUGGGAUAUGGGGUGUGGAUCCCAUCUCGCUCUGUCAAGAUUUGUGGCAGACUGCCAGAUCAUUGGUCGGUUUAUACAGCCGAAACUUAUGCAAUUUACAGAGCUGUUCAGUAUAUUAUGGACCGGAGCCUCACCAGGACGGUGAUAGUUUCGGAUGCUCUAGGUGUGCUCAACAAAUUGAAACAUGGAAACAUUAACGCCAACAUCGAUAUAGUAACGGUGAAUACUCUAAUUUUGCUGGGGAGGGCAAGAUCUUUGGGGCUGAGGAUUGCUCUGAUGUGGAUACCUAGCCACUCAUAUAUAGCACAUAACGAUACAGCGGAUUUACUGGCAAAUCGAGGAAGACUACUGCAGGGACAAUCCCAACUGAGAGGAGAUCCAAGAGAGCUAUGGCCGGCUUUGAAAAGCCGACUCUGGGAUGAAUGGACAGAGAGGUUCAGAGAGAUUGGAAUGACCAAGGGCAGACAGUACUCUUCGGUGGUGAGACCUACCUCAUAUCGUAGGGAAACCUGGUUUAAGUUUUUGAAUACCCCUAGGGUGAAUAUCACAACAUUUGUCCGGAUUAGGUCGGGGCAUUGUCUGACCCCAGCGCAUUUGGCAAGGAUUGGUGUCAUCGACUCCCCUCUAUGUAGCUGUGGCGAGUUGGGUGACUUGCCACACAUUCUCUUUUCUUGUGGCGAUAAUUCCUCCAAUUGUGACAACUUAUAUCAGAGUUUGCUUGCCCUGGGGAUAACAGCUCCCCUUAAUUUGUGUGAAGUGUUCUACUCGACUAGGCCCGAGCAACGUCCUCGCAGCCUGAGAUAGAGCCAUUCUAGACUCCUGCACCCCUGGGAAUCAGGCUGUUUGAUCGUACCUACCACGUAGAGGUUGGAAGCAUAGCCUACCGGCUGUUCCAUGGUUUCUUGCCCGCUUAAUAUGGGGGAACGCAUUUAGGAGGACAGGAACUAACAAGAAGAAGAA